Sorex fumeus (smoky shrew) is the source of this 540-nucleotide messenger RNA. It is a transcript of the gene RUMY1, whose product is annotated as family with sequence similarity 72 member A. Lineage: Eukaryota; Metazoa; Chordata; Mammalia; Eulipotyphla; Soricidae. The coding region runs from base 1 to 450 and encodes 149 amino acids. The record is from RefSeq and is a predicted model, not a curated record. The transcript has 4 exons. Gene Ontology annotation, cellular component: cytosol.
AUGUCUACCAGUAUUUGUCAUUUCAAGGACCGGUGCGUGUCCAUCCUGUGCUGUAAAUUCUGUAAGCAAGUGCUCAGCUCUAGGGGCAUGAAGGCCGUCCUGCUGGCGGAUACUGAGAUAGACCUUUUCUCCACAGACAUCCCUCCUACCAAUGCAGUGGAUUUCAUUGGAAGAUGCUACUUCACUGAAAUCUGCAAUUGUAAACUGAAGAACAUUGCUUGCUUGAAAUGUGGUAACAUUGUAGGUUAUCAUGUGAUUGUUCCAUGUUGUUCCUGCCUUCUUUCUUGCAAUAAUGGACACUUCUGGAUGUUUCACAGCCAGGCAGUUUAUGGUAUUAACAGACUGGACUCUUCUGGUAUAAACUUCCUACUUUGGGGGAACUUGCCAGAGACAGAAGAGAAUACAGAUGAAGCCAUAUUAGAUAUUUCAGCAGAGGAGUGUAUUAGAUGAAUGAAAUUAUGAUAUGGAUGAUGUUCAGCCUUUUUCCUAUUUAAUAUAUGUGUUAAUGGAUCAACUUUAAAAUUUCUGAAGAAUUUUUCA